Molecule: messenger RNA, 13604 nt
Organism: Anas platyrhynchos (mallard)
Lineage: Eukaryota; Metazoa; Chordata; Aves; Anseriformes; Anatidae
Gene: ARFGEF3
Product: ARFGEF family member 3
Biological process (GO): regulation of ARF protein signal transduction
Molecular function (GO): guanyl-nucleotide exchange factor activity
Source: RefSeq, a predicted model, not a curated record
UCCCCGGGCGGGGCCAGGCUCGGCCCCAGCCCGGCUGCGCCACAGGGUGGUGGUGGAGGAGGAGGAGGAGGAGGAGGAGGAGGGACUCCGGCUCGGCACCGACUGACGUGUCCCCGUUAUGGAGCCCGCCGUGAUUCAUCAGCGGCGGCGGGGCGGCAGCGGGGAGCCGCGCACCGGCCCCGCGUAGGCACGGCUGCGGCGGGGGCAGCCCCAGCGCCGCGCCGCCUUCAUCCUCCUCCUCCUCCUCCUCUCCCUCCUCUCCUUCCUCCUCCUCCUCCUCACCGCCCGCUCCCGUGCCCCCGCGGCCAGGCGAGGAGCCCCGGGGAGGCAAGAUGGAAGAAAUCCUGCGAAAGCUGCAGAAGGAGGCGUCGGGGAGCAAGCACCGGGCCAUCAAGGAGAGCUGCACCUGGGCCAUCGAAACCUUGGAUUCUCCUGAUGCUGCUGUCAAGAUCCCUCCAUAUCAGCUAAGGGAGAAGUGUCUCCUUCCUCUCCAACUGGCGCUGGAAUCGAAGAGCGUGAAGCUGGCCCAGCAGGCUCUAGCAGGGAUGCAGAAGCUGCUGUCUGAUGAGAGGUUUGUAUCUGUGGAAACAGACUCAGAUGAGAAACAGUUGCUUAAUCAGAUGCUGAAUGCCGUCAAAGUGACUCCUUCGCUCAACGAAGACCUGCAGGUUGAAGUGAUGAAGGUCCUGCUCUGUAUAACAUAUACCUCCACAUUCGAGCUGAAUGGGAGCUCAGUGUUGAAGAUUGCUGAGGUGUGCAUUGAGACAUAUGUAUCUAGCUGUCACCAGCGGAGCAUAAACACCGCUGUGCGGGCAACCCUCAGCCAAAUGUUGAGUGACUUGACUUUACAGUUACGACAAAAGCAAGAAAAUAUGACAAUUGAAAAUAAUGACACCCUGCAGAAAUUCAAGAGUCAAGGUACUUCAGCUGAGUCUCUUUGUGAUGAUGUUGUAUCUGUCCUCACUGUGCUCUGUGAGAAGCUCCAGGCUGUCAUAAAUGACAAUCGGCAGCUUCAGCUUCUUUAUUUGGAGUGCAUCCUCUCCAUGUUAAAUAGCUCUUCUCCAAGCAUGCACCAGCAUAAAGGAUUCACAGAUCUCAUAUGGAAGCAACUGUGUCCAGCCUUAGUAGUAAUCCUGGGAAAUCCGAUCCACGACAAAACCAUCACCUCUGCCCACAGCAGCAUCUGUCUUGAGGCAGAUUCACCUUCCUCAGGGGUCUCUGAUCACGGCCGGGGUUCAGGCUGUUCAUCCACAGCACCUGCCCUUAGCGGGCCUGUUGCACGGACCAUCUACUACAUUGCAGCCGAGCUGGUUCGGCUGGUGGGGUCGGUGGAAUCCAUGAAGCCCGUGCUGCAGUCUCUGUAUCACCGCAUGCUGCUUUACCCGCCACCUCAGCACCGAGUAGAAGCCAUCAAAAUCAUGAAAGAGAUACUUGGCAGUCCUCGGAGGCUUUGUGAUUUGGCAGGGCCCUGCUCUUCUGAGUCAGAAUCCAGGAAGAGGUCUAUUUCUAAAAGGAAGUCCCAUCUGGAUCUUCUCAAGCUUAUCAUGGAUGGGAUGACCGAAGCAUGCAUCAAGGGUGGUAUUGAAGCAUGUUAUGCUUCAGUGUCAUGUGUAUUUGCCCUGCUCGGAGCAUUGGAUGAGCUAAGCCAAGGCAGGGGUCUUAGUGAGGAGCAGGUCCAUUUGCUCCUACGGCGCCAAGAAGAACUGAAGGAUGGGACCGAGACGAGCAGGGACUCCAUGGAGAUCAACGAUGCUGACUUUCGGUGGCAGAGGCGCAUCCUGUCCUCAGAAAAUCCUGCCUGGGAAUCAGGAAAUGAGAAGAGUCCUGAUAUUAGCAUUAGUGUUACCACAGACACUGGUCAGACCACUUUGGAAGGGGAUAUGGGACAGACAACUCCAGAGGAUAAUCCAGAAAGUCAAAAAAACUCGCUGUCAUCUCCAGCUGCACAUGAAAGCAAAGAGAUUCAUUACAGAGAACCAGAGUCAGAAACCAUUGACCAGCCAGAUGUCGUUCAGAGAAGCCACACCAUAGUCUAUCCAGAUAUAACUAACUUCUUAUCAGUGGACUGCAAGACCCGGUCCUAUGGAUCCAGAUACAGUGAAAGUAACUUCAGUGUUGACGACCAAGAUCUUUCUAGGACUGAGUUUGAUUCAUGCGAUCAGUACUCCAUGGCAGCAGAGAAGGACUCUGGCCGGUCAGAUGUUUCGGACAUAGGCUCUGACAAUUGCUCCCUGGCCGAUGAGGAGCAGACACCACGGGACUGUCCAGGUCAGAAGUCCUUACGUAGUGCUGCUCUCUCUCUGAAAUUGCUGAAAAACCAGGAAGCAGACCAGCACAGUGCACGGCUGUUCAUCCAGUCGCUUGAAGCUCUUCUUCCUCGGCUUAUAGCUCUCCCCAGCAUAGAGGAGGUAGACGGAGCACUGCAGAGCUUCUCUUCAACUUUCUGCUCAGGUAUGAUGCACUCACCAGGAUUUGAGGGAAACCCAAAUUUCAGCUUCCAGACUCUGAUGAAUGCAGACAGCCUCUACAUGGUCUCACAUUAUACUCUGCUGCUGAACCUAAAAUUGGCCAACUCAGAUUACUACAGGAAGAAGCCUGCCCAAGCCCCUGUGUUGCUGAAAGAGUUCAUGAAGCAGGUUCAGUCCAGCGGAGUGUUGAUGGUGUUUUCCCAGGCCUGGGUUGAAGAGCUGUACCACCAGGUACUAGAAAGGAACAUGCUGGGGGAAGCUGGAUACUGGGGAAGCCCUGAAGAGCACAGCCUUCCACUUAUCACCAUGCUGACUGACAUCGAUGGCUUGGGAAGCAGUGCAAUUGGUGGCCAAUUGAUGGCAUCUGCUUCAGCCCAAUCUCCUCUUUCCCAAAACCGGAAGACAGAUGAUUCUGUUGUUGCAGGAGUUGCUUUUGCCCGAUACCUCUUAAUUGGCUGUUGGAAGAACAUGAUUGACACCUUGUCCACACCGCUAACUGGUCGCAUGGCAGGCAGCUCCAAAGGGCUGGCAUUCAUCUUGGGAGCAGAAGGAGCCAAGGAGCAGAACCAAAAGGAGAAGGACUCCAUCUGUGUGAGCCUGGAUGGACUGAGGAGGGCAGCGCGGCUGAGCUGUGCUCUAGGUGUUGCUGCUAACUGUGCAUCUGCUCUUGCGCAAAUGGCUGCUGCCUCCUGUGUCCAAGAAGAGAAAGAGGAGAAAGAAAUCCAAGAGCCCAGUGAUGCUAUAGCUCAAGUGAAACAGAAAGUGGAGCAGAAACUGGAGCAGAUGGGGAAAGUGCAGGGAGUCUGCCUACACACUGCUCAUGUUUUGUGUAUGGAUGCAGUCCUUAACGUGGGCCUGGAGAUGGGAAGCCAUAAUCAGGACUGCUGGCCUCAUGUGUUCAGGGUGUGUGAGUACAUCAGCACGCUGGAGCACACCCACUUCAGCGAUGGUGCUUCCCAGCCCUCCCUUACCAUCACCCAGUCACAGCAGGCACCUGGAGGCCUGCAACCAGACUCGGAGCUGGGGGAGUCUCCCCAGGAACUGACACCUGAGCAAGAGAACACCCUCAGCAGCAACCCUGUUAUUCAGCCGGUUUCCAUCCAGGAGCUCAUCAAGGAGAGCAGUAAGGGCAGAGCUUUCGACUUCCGUGGGGGCAGCCUGCUGUGUGGGACCAGUGCUGCCAAGGCUGUUCUCACACUCUCCACACAAGCUGAUAGGCUCUUUGAAGAUGCUGUUGACAAGUUAAACUUGAUGGCACUGGCAGGCUUUCUUUACCAGCUCAAGAAGGCUUCUCAGGCCCAGCUUUUCCAUUCAGUCACAGAUACAGUUGAUUACUCUCUAGCAAUGCCAGGUGAAGUAAAAUCCACCCAGGACAGGAGAAGCGCACUUCACUUGUUUCGUCUUGGUGAUGCCAUGCUCAGAAUCGUAAGGAGUAAAUCCCGCCCAUUGCUCCACCUCAUGCGCUGCUGGAGCCUGGUGGCACCUCACCUGGUGGAGGCUGCCUGUCAUAAGGAGAGACACGUGUCUCGGAAGGCUGUCUCCUUCAUCCACGACAUCCUCACUGAAGUGCUGACAGACUGGAGUGAACCUUCUCAUUUUCACUUUAACGAGUCGCUUUUCCGCCCCUUUGAGCGUAUCAUGCAGCUAGAGCUGUGUGACGAGGAUGUUCAGGACCAGGUGGUCACCUCUAUAGGUGAGUUGGUGGAAAUGUGUUCUACCCAGAUCCAGUCAGGAUGGAGACCCCUGUUCAGUGCCCUGGAAACAGUUCACAGCGGCAAUAAGUCAGAGGUUAAAGAAUACCUUGUAGGAGAAUACUCUAUGGGGAAACGCCAGGCCCCGGUGUUUGAUGUCUUUGAAGCAUUUCUAAACACAGACAGCAUCCAGGUCUUUGCUAAUGCCGCCACCAGUUAUAUUAUGUGCCUUAUGAAGUUUGUGAAAGGACUGGGGGAAGUAGAUUGUAAGGAGAUGGGUGACUGUGUGCCAGGAUCAGCAUCUACAGACUUGUGCCUUCCCGCGCUUGAUUACCUCAGGAGAUGUUCUCAGUUGUUAGCCAAAAUCUAUAAAAUGCCCCUGAAACCUAUCUUCCUCAGUGGCCGGCUUGUUAAUUUGCCCCGACGAGUGCAGGAACAAUCAGCCAGCAGUGAGGAUGGUAUUGAGUGCAUCCUUUCUGACUUUGAUGAUGACACUGGUCUUAUCAAUGUCUGGAUUAUUCUACUGGAAGAAUUAACAACUGCCAUAUCCAACUGUCCCCGCCAGCACCAACCUCCGACUCUGGAUCUGCUCUUUGAAUUGCUGAGGGACAUUGCCAAGACUCCUGGCCCAGGAUUUGGCAUUUAUGCAGUUGUACAUCUUCUUCUUCCCACGAUGUCCCUUUGGCUCCAUCGCAGCCAUGGUGACCAUUCUUACUGGGAUGUGGCAUCCGCUAAUUUCAAGCAUGCCAUCGGCCUUUCCUGUGAACUCGUAGUGGAGCACAUCCAAAAUUUCAUCCACUCAGAUAUUGGUUAUGAAAAUAUGAUCAAUGCUAUGCUAAAAGAUCUUUUCAAGUUACUGGUAGCCUGUGUAGCAGAGCCAACAGAAAUCAUUUCCAGAGUUGGCUGCUCAUGUAUCAGGUAUGUAUUAGUGACAGCAGGACCUGUUUUUACUGAGGAGAUGUGGAGGCUUGCAUGUUGUGCCUUGCAGGAUGCAUUCUCUGCCACUCUGGAGCCAGUGAAGAACCUAUUGGGCUAUUUCCACAGUGGUUCUGAAAGCUUUAGUGGAGAUGCCUGUGAAGUGAAGGUGGCAGCCCCUUCCCUCUCACCGAGUGCUGAAGCUGAAUACUGGAGAAUCAGAGCCAUGGCACAACAGGUCUUCAUGUUGGAGACUCAGUGCUCCCCGAAGACCCCCAGCAACAAGGAAGGGUUUGAACAUGCCCAGUCAUGUGUGCUCAUUAUUGAUCUGCCACCAGAUAAAAAACCAAAUGGGCAUACCCAGAGAAGUAUUCCUUUCAGGACGAUAGUGGUGAGCUUGCUGUCCCACCAAGUACUGCUCCAGAAUUUAUAUGACAUCUUACUGGAAGAAUUUGUCAAAGGUCCUUCUAACUUGGAGGAGAAAAUGACAAUACAAGUACCAGAAAACAAGUUGGCUGGUUUUCUCAGGUACAUCUCCAUGCAAAACUUGGCUGUCAUCUUUGACUUAUUGCUGGACUCCUACAGAACAGCCAGAGAGUUUGACACCAGACCUGGGUUGAAGUGUUUGCUGAAAAAAGUGUCAGGCAUUAGCGGAGCUGCCAACUUGUACCGCCAGUCAGCCAUGAGCUUCAACAUCUACUUCCAUGCUUUAAUUUGUGCUAUCCUGACAAACCAGGAGAACAUCACCGCAGAGCAAGUGAAGAAGAUCCUCUUUGAAGAUGACGAGAGAAGCACAGACUCAUCGCAGCAGUGCUCUUCAGAAGAUGAAGACAUUUUUGAAGAAACUGCCCAGGUCAGCCCACCCCGGGGGAAGGAGAAGAGGCAGUGGAGGGCCCGGAUACCAUCUCUGAGCGUCCAGCCCGUCAGCAACGCAGACUGGGGGUGGCUAAUCAAGCGGCUUCACAAGCUCUGCAUGGAGCUGUGCAACAACUACAUCCAGAUGCAUCUAGACCUGGAGAACAACGUAGAGGAGCCUCCAGUGUUCAAAGGUGACCCCUUCUUUAUUUUACCAUCCUUUCACUCAGAAACCUCCACCCCAUCAACUGGAGGGCAGUCUGGGAAGGACACGCCAUCAGAAGAUGACCGGAGUCAAAUAAGGGACCAGCUGGGAGACAGCCUGACACCCCGAAGUGGAGAAAUGCUGCUGCUGCCCCCGCCCCUGAGUCCUAAACCAGAGAAAAAAGAGCAAACAAGGAGAAAAGAGUGGUGGGAGAGCGCGGGCAACAAGAUCUACACCAUAGCCGCUGACAAAACCAUCUCCAAGUUCAUGACAGAAUACAAGAAAAGAAAGCAGCAACAGGCCAUGACAUCCUUCACCAAAGAGGUCAAAGUGGAAAAGAAAGGGGAGCUCCUGGGCUCCAGAGGGCAGGACUCACCCAUACUCCAGCGGCCGCAACAUCUUAUAGACCAAGGUCAAAUGAGGCAUUCGUUCAGUGCUGGCCCAGAGGUCCUGAGACAAGAGAAGAGACCACGCUCAGGAUCCACAGUCAGCUCCCUGAAUAUAUCUGUUAGGGAUGCCGAGGCCCAGAUCCAGGCAUGGACCAACAUGGUGCUGACCGUUCUCAACCAGAUUCAGGCCCUGCCAGACCAAACGUUCAUGGCCCUGCAGCCAGCGGUGUUCCCCUGCAUCAGCCAGCUGACCUGCCACGUGACGGACAUCCGCGUCCGCCAGGCAGUGCGGGAAUGGCUGGGACGAGUGGGCCGCGUCUACGACAUCAUCGUGUAAACCCGCUUGGCUCUGUGGCGAAGGGGAGAAGACAUCCAAGGUAUACAGCAAAGACGUAUUAGGGGUUCAUUCAUUGCCUAUUUGUUGGUGAUAAAUUGAGAAACAAUGAGCUUGUCGAUGUAUAUCCUCUAUCCACUUGAGACUGUGUGUCCCUCACUCACUAGCAAAGGAGGCGAAGCUUGAAUGUGUCCAGGGGGCUCUGGAACGGCCCCAGAGCCCAGAAGCUGCCAGUAAAUCAGGCUGGCACUUAAAGGCAUAACACAUUUCAGUAGCCUUCAUUUUCAUUGAAAUUUGCAACAGUGGGAGCCACAUCAAACUCAGGUGAACUUCCACACUUGCAGUUAGCUGUGAAUGAAACUGUCAUCUAGGUAUCACACCAGGCAAGUAAGCCUACAUAACUAAAACUAACUAAAUAAAAGGCAGGAAAAAGGUGAGGGCUGCAGGACAAGUAAAACAGUGGCACUUGUUUGAUGUAGCUUCCCUUCUGAAAUUAGCAAGAGAUAAGAAAGCCAAAUGAAGAUUACUGUAAUAACUAUGUGUCCUGAUCACUAGAGAAAGUUGAAGAUAAUUUUGCUCUGAGAAGAGCCUUUGCAGUCUGGCCACAUUCAGGGUAGCUAGUGAGUGACAAUUCAUCUAUCCCAGGUCUAAAACUGGUGAACCAAGCACAGGCUAUUCAUCCUUUCAUUGGCCUUGUGGAGUAUUGCUCAAAAAAAAUGCACAGUCCGGCUGCCCUCUAACACCACCACCCUGGCUACUUCAGCUGAUGAUUUUUUGACAUGCAACUAGUUCCCCCAGGGGCGCCAGGGAAGUUUGCUUUGCUGUUUCCUGUGAUGCUACGGGGGAAGACACCACGAGCAAAGCUACAGCCAGGCCCUAUGACAGUCCCCAAAACUCAGCAGAAUAAAGCAUUCCAGUUCAAGCACCACUGCAGCUAAGCUGGCUUGUAUUUCUACUGGAGCUCUAUGGAGCUAUGUGUAGAGCUGCUGUAGCCAGGAGGACCCUUACCACCUCCAUCAAACUUAGCCUAUCACUCCACAUUGAGCUUAAUCAAGAUGGAAAAUAGUCUGAAAAGAAGGUAACUAACUUCCCUGUUUCUCAGCUGGUACUGUAAACAGAAGGGGACAGAGCCUCGUGUAGGUACAACCCCUCUGUGCAGCGCUUCUGAGGACUCCUAUGGCUUACCAACAUGGUUACUGGGGAGAAAGGGAAGGAUUGACUUGUAUUGUACAUGGUGCUCUUCACACUAGACACAGUGAAGGGUUACUUUGCCACCCAAAUUAUGUCACAGCCCCUGGGACAUCCCAUCUCCUAGUCCCACGCUACAUAAUUUGAUCAAACUUUUAAAUAAUUUCUUGAAACUAAAUUGAAUUUAAUCUUGGGUGACCCCUUAAUGAUGUUAUCCCAAGGCUUUUUAAAACGUGCACACCAACUAAAUAUACAGCUUCAGUCCUUGCUACAAAGCAUCCUCAAAAACAUCAUCUCUAUCAGGCCUGGACUUUGCACAUCUAACUGGUUUUUAGCAUCUUGAACCAGAAAAAAAAAGAAAAAAGGGUUGGUCCAAGAGGAUCUACUGACUAGCCAUUACCCAAGCUGAUGUGUUACUAAGAGUCUGCCACCACCAUCCUGCCUUUGCCCUCCAUCACCCACUCCCUGUCCUGUCACCUGCUAGACUCCUGCAGGGCAUAUUUGGUCCUACAGCAUUCUGCAGUGUCAGUCACACUGUUUCCCUCUCUUUCAAAAUUUCCUUUUGUUAAAUUGUUUCAAGAACAUUAAAAAAAAAAUCCUUAAAAAUAACUCUUUCUCACCACCUACAUUGUCAAUUGAUAAAGGCAUUAAAUUAUUUGUUUACAAAGCCAGUUUUUACAACAGAUCGAGUCCUUCCCUUGGGGCCAGGUGAAAUUAGACCUUGCUAUAUAGGAGUGGUGACAAUGUUUGAUUUCUGUUGCCAUGUCUUUUUUUACACAUCGUUAGGUAAAGUAAAAGGGUGGUUAUAUUUUUGUUAAUCUUUUUAUAGGGCAUCUAUAUAUAACUGCUUUUAAAGCAGUACAUUAAUUAGCAGCAACCAAAAUCAGAAUAAACUUUAUGCAAGACCCCUAACUGCUAUUUUUCAUUAUAUCUGCAUUUAAGGGAUUCAGCUCUUCACUGUGCUUACCUAAAACAAGCAAAUCCCUGAAACACAUUAGAGAAGUGUAAUUGGUAGCAGUACCAAUAGAAUCACUCAGGAGUCCAGAAGCAAUCCCAGUAUCUAGGAAGCACUGUGGUUAUGUUAUCUGUAAAUCGGAAAGAAAAGCUCUAGGAAUGAAAGUACCUGCCCCAUCCAGGCCUACAAACACAGCAUAGCCUGGUGUUAUGUGAUUAGCCAGCUGCUUGACUCAAAAUAUUGCUUGUUGCCCUAUUUCAAACGUCUCCUUCCACGUUACGCACUAAGUGCCCAUUGUCACCCUCAGUGCCUCUGUUCAUUCACACCCCUCCCGUAGGCAGCCCUAAGAGGAUGUAACUGAGUAACUCCAGAAAUGGGAUGAGGAUGAAGGAACCUUUGUAGUAGCAGGCUUUAAAUGAGCAAAGUCUAGCAGAUGCCACUCCUCCUUUUCCUUCUUUCUUUGUGAAAUGGAAAGCAGGUGAGCACAACAGCUCCUUGCCGCUUCAGGAACCAUUAAUCUUAUGCAUAGAAAAAAAGAGCACGGCAUUGGUUUAUCAUUUUGUUGUUGUUGUUGCUAGUUUAGAAAGCAGCAAGCCCCGAAGAAGUAAAAUGCUAAGUGUGUAAAGUCCCCAUUUCACAGGCCUGUGCACUCUGUUUCAUGCAUACUUCGGGCUGCUUGUGAGCUUUUAGCCCAAAGAAGGUGCCUGUGCAGCACAGGCUCAGGAGAAAGGUACUGGCAGCAACCCCUCAGGAGCUUCAGAAGGGGACUCCCUAAUUCUGCCCUCACCAGGCACAGGCCAGCUGCACCACCUUACAGCCACUUCUCUGCUUUCCACUGCUGAGCGGGGAGGCACCUCAGGCAGUUGCACAAAGUAGCCCUUGUCUCCACAUGUCAGUCAGUCUUUCUUGCAUAACUCAUUCAAAUUCUUACCAAAUUUCUUCAUCUCAAAUUCGUAUCACCUAACGCACAGGGUAACAGCAGCAUAUUACCAGCUUCAGAGUUGAAUCAGAACUUUUAUUUUUGGGGAAAACAAAAACAACCAACCAACCCACAGUCUGUACAUUCUCUGUUCUGGUUAACGACCAUUCUUCUCUCGCACCUUCUUUUUUGACACAGACUUCUGUAGGAGCUGUUUUUUGAUUUUCAUCUAACUGGCAAGUUAGCUAUUUUUAAAACUGUGUAGCCAGUGAUUUUUGUUUAGGUGACCUGCUUUCCAAAGGGACAUGGUGGUUUGCAGCCCUGCUCGGGUGCCCGAGCCGCACGCUGGCUCAGUUCACGCCGUCCCCGCAGGCCUCUGCGGCAGGGAGAGGCAGCGUUGUCUUCUAGAGGAUGUUUCAGGCAGCCACUGACAGAGAAAGCUGCCGUUAGCCAGAAACCAACACCUCUGCUCACAAGGAAUAACUUCACCAUGCGAAUAUUUAAAGCUGGAAGAAGUGGCACAACCAUCAAUCAAGGAGUUACUUGCACAGUACAGGAGCAGGGCCCUGACCCAGCUGCAGGCCUCGUGCACGUGGUCACGUCACCCUGCAGUGCCAUUACAUGCAGACAUACCGCAGGCACUGUGAGCACUCUGCAUGUUAGCAGAGGGAUAGCCUACAUUGCCAGGAUGUUCAUUGUGCACUCUGGCAAUGCUUGCAUCAGGUCAGCAGCGACGUCCAGCAUCAGCAGUUAGCGCAGUCCUUCUGGUAACUUCCCUACUCCUCCCUGAGCACUCAGCAGCCGCAGAACUGGCAACACCAUCUCCUGGUUGACAUGUUUUCGUGUCUUCAGAUGUUAGGAUACAAAUUUAAUACUCUGCUAGGAACUGGACACUUUAGAGUAAUUUACUUAAUUCAACGUCAAAAAAGAAUUACUAGAGAAAGAUUUACAUAGACCUGGGCAAAACUUUCCUUGUAAAACUCCGAACGCUGGCAACACAGCUUUUGUCUCAUCACAGCUACACAAUACGCGUCCUCUGGAGUAUAGCUGGCUCCUGGCAAGGCCAAGCAGAGUUUACACCCAUAACUUGAUCUAGUAAGGUACUUUGCCUUUAAUUUGAGCUUCAAGUUCUGUUUAAUUUUAGAGUAAAAUUCACUGACAAGUCUUCAUCUGCCACAGAGGUUAACUGCUACCUAUUAAUAUCUUGUACUACCCUACGUAAUCUCCAUUUGCUGUUGAUAUAGUAGCAUAUCAACACUGGUAUCUCCACUGUGGAGCUCAGAGCAGGACCAGUAUGAAACUUGAGUGGCCGACAAGCUAACAAGUAGAGAGGUUCAGCUCUGCCUGCUGCCUGCACUUGCUAUCUCUUGCUGCAACUUAAGCCCAUGCUCAAAAUGCCUAAGCUGUUGAAAUCAGGGGAAAUCCUUCAGUCCCUGCAUUCAAGUUCACAAGUUCUCAGGAAAGGGAAAGUCUUAUAUAGUUCUGAUGUCACUUUUCUCUGCUGUGGUCCUCUAUACCCUUCUGCUUGAAAAUCCACAAGGGCCAGCACAUCAUACUCCUCUGCAUCCCAGUGCCCCCCUGUAGAACUUUCGCUUUUGCACAGAUCCAGUUUUAAUGUGUAAGAAGCUGACCACAGUGAGCCAAAGUAAUUUAUUUCUACCUAGCUCUUGUGUACAAGCUUAUUCAGAAACUAAGCAUGCCGUGUAGUUGUUUUCACCUUUAGCAAACCAUUCUAGAGAUGCUAUUACUCAGUGAUAAGCUGUUUCUAAUUUAAAAAGAAAAAAAGAAGAACCUCCUUUCUUCCCUUGUCUUUAUUUUUGUGGGGGUGUGAUAAGAUUAUGCUUAAGCAAACUGUUUUAUCAUUCUCAUUAUGAUGAUUUCUGGGAAGAUCUGUGUGUAGUGCUAAUCAUGGCACAUGAAAUUAGAUAGUUUUUUUUUUCUUCCAAUUUUUGAUCAUUCCACAAUUCUUUGAAAAAAUUAAAUUAUACCAUCAAUUAUAUAUACCUUAUCAUCCUUUUUUAAUAUAAAAGGACCAAGUUACCAUAGCUCAGAAGCACAAAUAUUGGAUUUUAUGCAAUGUAGAUAACAUCUGGCAGCUAUUGACUGACCCCUCUUCUCUGAACCCCCCUAUUUUGAGUAGAUCUUCUAUAGGGAUACAACCUGAUGGUCCAUCAGCAGCCCUCACCAGCAACGCACCUGGCUCUCCAGGAAGUUGUAUGGCUGCAAGGAAGAAGCAUUACCUCCUCUGUAUUGUUUCCACUAAUUCCCCUCAAUAUACACUUUAUACGUGAUAUUGACUGUGUGAUUUCAUUUCAUACUAAACAAACAGCUUUGGACAAACACAGCAGGCUGGCUAUUUAAAAGGACAAUUAAAAAAAGCACCUGGCAUGAGCAUGCAUCAUUCUUUUCAGUUAACACUCAGAGGUCCAAGAACUAAAAGCAGAGGGAAGAGAAAAUGUCCUAAUUCUGACUGUGGAUAUCAGUGGAGCUACACUGUAUGAUCCUGGAUUAAUGCAAUAAUGAGCUUGCCUGUGGGACCAGAUCUCUCAAAUCCUCUUUAUUUUUGGCAAAUUCACGGGCUGAGGUUUGCAGGGUCUCCCCUGCCACAUUGUUUCAGGGAACUGGGUUUAUGGAGGGCGUUUUUUUUGUUAAGAAACAUAGCAUUCUGUUUCAAUUCUUUUACCCCAAUAUCGCACUUUAAAUAGUAGUUAUGUAUUUCCACAAAUUUCACCCAAUACCAUGAAGCACUAGGGCCCUAUUUCCUGUUCACACAUUGGUUUGUCUGGGCUGCAGUGAAAUGCUGAGCUUCCCCAUGAAGCCAGUUGAAAUGAGAGAGCGGAGAGCUAGCAGAGAAGCCCAGGUACAGAGGUUCAGCAAGGGACAAAUAUCACCUCCACAACUGGGCUGUGGCUCCUGAGGCCCCAGCUCUGCGGAGGAAAGCACCAAAGGGAGAUACCAAAGGGAAAGGGCAGACCCCUGCGGUACCUGAGCCCCAGACUGCACAGUUUGCUGGAGCAGGUGGGAGCUAGAGAUUUGAAAGUAUGCAAUGACAGGAGCGAGCACCUUCUUUCAGUUCCCCCCUCCCCAUCCACCUCCUUUUUAUCAUUAGUUAUGAUACUGCAGAUGCACUUCCAUGGGCCCUUUGACCAGAACUGAAAACUGAACUAAAGCCAAAGGGAGUGGACACUCCAUUUUGCCAAAGAUCUAAUCCUUCCUAUUCCAAAAUGAAAAACAAAUUUUAUUUCCGUGAUGAUGGCUGCCAUAUGAAGCAGUUUACUACAAAACAUUAUUCCCAGGACUUCAUCUCUAUAGCUGUAUAUUCAGGAGGAGCCACUAACAUUUUUGAGAGAGACCGUAAAUCGCCUUGUCAAGAGUUCUUACAUUGGGUUUGCCUUCUACAGAGCUCAUACCUAGCUGCAGUCCCCCCGUUUCAUUCAUGUUUCCUCCCUCUACCUUUCUGCUCUGACUCAGAGAAACUCCCCGUGUCCGCCGCGUCCCUUCGUGCUGCUAGCUUUGUUUGGUUCCUUGGCGUCCAUUGUUCCGGCAGUCGCUGUAAGCUGGCUUGCAACCUGUAUUUUGUGUAUAUUUUGUUCAGACUGAAUCCUGAAGUGGAAAUAUUUUAAAAGAAAAAUUAUGAACUAUUUAUGUUGCUUGUGUUGUAGAAUAAAGAAGCAAAUGCAAAAUG